This is a messenger RNA of Parnassius mnemosyne (clouded apollo), 3438 nucleotides long. The record is from the annotation of a GenBank genome assembly. Lineage: Eukaryota; Metazoa; Arthropoda; Insecta; Lepidoptera; Papilionidae.
AUGUCAGACAGUAAAACGUCCCUUCGCAUAGACUGGUUUGACGGAAGUCUAAUACAAGAUACAAGACAAAAUGCAAGCACCUCACAAUUUGAUGAUAAAGAGUCAACAGAAACACAAACACCAUCCAGAAUUGUAGACGUGGAGAGAAAGCCUAUUGGUUUUAAAAGAUUGAUGGAUCUAUCUCUCCUAAAACCUCCAAUACUAAACUUAGAAAUAUCUCACAGACCUGGUUUCUGGCAUCUUUUCGAUUCCGAACUGAAAGGGGAUUUUAUUGUUUUAAUCGUAAAAAUACUAAGCAUUGUAUAUACUACUUUAGAAUCAGGAGAAAAAUCGAAGCUUGCAAUGUUACUUCAAACAAGAUUUGUGAAAUCUCCUUUUAUGAUUAACCUAAAAAAGUAUUUAAGUAAUUUGCCUAGUGUAAGGAUUGUUGAAAAAAGGUUAAAUAUGCAAUUGUGGAAUGAUGCUGAAACCUUUUAUUUAAAUGUUUAUGAGUUAUGUGAAGGUAUGUUUAAAUUUUAUAAAAGUGACAUUGAAAUAUUAAUAGAAAUAUUAGACUUAUUGGAAAUUACUGAAACUAGUGCUGUAGGUGUAAGAGAACAACAUACGGAGACUAUUAGAGAUAGUUUGUUCACACAAAUAGAUGAACUGAAAAAGGAUAUUUUGGAAACUAUCACUGAGAAAAAUAAUGAAACUCUGCAAUCAAGAUCUGAACAGUACAAGGAGGAUCCUACAAAUUUCAAAAAUUUACAAAUUUUUCCCACUAAAGAUGACCUCCUUUAUGACAGUAGAAUUAAAAUACAGCCAAAUAUAAUAAAUGGUGCUUACCCAAGUGUGGAACAUUAUUUGGAUCUGCAGUUUAAGUUGUUACGAGAAGACUGCUUUGCACCCUUACGAGAAGGAAUAUGUAAAUAUAUGGAAAAUCCAUCCAAGCGAAAACAUGAAAACAUAAGAGUGUACCCUAAGGUUCGAAUUAUUAGAACAUAUGUAAGCAACAACAAGGUUGGCCACCUCGUUGACAUAGCGUGGCAGGAUCGCCUCACGAACGGAGUUAUUGACAAAAAGCAGUAUGCUCUUAAUAAAAGGUUGAUGUUUGGAUCACUACUUCUCUUCACCAGUGAUCAGUUUGAGACCAUACUGUGUGCAUCUGUGUUGGAUUCCAAUUCACACCUUCUUGGCGACGGUUAUAUUGUUGUGUCUUUCCAAAAUCCCGUAUCUAACAACAUAUAUUCAGAACAGUACCUGAUGGUAGAAAGUGAAGUAUUCUUUGAACCUUACCAUCGAGUAUUAAAAGUGCUGCAGAGUGCUAGGUUUGAUGACUUGCCAAUGAAGAAAUACAUUGUUGAUGUUCAGACUGAAGUUCAUCCGCCUGACUAUCUCACAUCUGAAACGGUUUACAUCAUACCUAGCCCUAAAGACCACGAGAAAAGUAGUUUUAAUGUUCUUGAAUUAGACAAUUGGCCAACCAAUGAAACCUUUGGCCUAGAUGAUUCUCAAAUGAGUGCCUUCAAAUUCGCUCUUACAAGACAAUUCGCCGUCAUACAAGGUCCACCUGGUACUGGCAAAACAUUCAUUGGGGUCAAAAUUGCAUCUAUGCUACUUAAGAAUUUGUCUCUAGAAGGCACUCCAAUGCUUGUGAUCUGCUAUACAAAUCACGCCCUUGAUCAAUUUCUAGAAGGCAUCCUAGAUAUAACAACGAAUGUUAUUAGAUUGGGAAGUCAAAGCAAAAGUAAUAUUUUACAAAAUUACAUUUUAAAUAAUAUGAGAGGAAGAAUCAAGUCAAAAUACUCUUACCUCUACGCUAGUAAGAGAGCAGAAUUAGAAAGGCUGUAUAAAGAAAUGACGGAUAUCCAAACUGAGGUAGAUAAAUGUGAAAACGAAAUUAUUUCUUAUACAACUCUCAAACCGUUUUUAAAAAUUAAUAACAAACCAUUUGAAUUAAAAACGUCUAGCGAAGAUUCUAUAAUUAGUUGGUUGUUUGGUCAUUUGGAUCAUACACCUGAGAAUCCAAAUGAUGAAGAGGAUUUAGAUGAUUGGGAGAAGCAAUGUGAAGAAUUAAGCAACAGUGAUCAAGUUGAAACAUGUUUUUCCGAAGAAUGGGCGCUAAAAGAAAUACAAUCAAUGAAAAACAGCAUUAAAUAUGUUGGGGAUUUGACAGAUGACAAAUAUAAAUCUCAAAAGAUGGUUGAAAAAUUACAAGAGCAAAUCACAAAACUUCGAAACAGGUUGAAUUAUUUUAAGAAAAUCAUGACAAUGGCACAUAAAGGAGAAUAUGCGAAAAACGAUGUAAUGGAAGUCGAAGAUUUGUAUCAGUUAUCUCCAGAGAAAAGAUGGUGCGUCUACUUCAACGCAACAGCAGGUUUAAAAGAUAAACUUAUGAACAAGAUGAAUAAUUUGAUGGAGCAACAUAACGCAUGUAGCGAAGAAUUGGAGGAAGUCAGCACAUUGCUGGACGGUGAGCUGGUGCGCACGGCCCGAGUGGUGGGGGUGACCACCAGCGCCGCCGCGAGGAGGCAUGACUUGCUGAGGAAACUGCUGUCACCGAUAGUAAUUGUUGAAGAAGCGGCAGAGGUUUUAGAAGCGCACAUAGUUGCUUCCCUCACAAACCACUGCAAACAUCUCAUACUAAUCGGCGAUCACAAGCAACUUCGCCCAACUGCCGCACAUUACAAACUGGCAAAAGACUACAAUCUGGAAAUAUCUCUUUUCGAACGCAUGCUCCGUAAUGGCGUACACGCGCGCACUCUCACUACACAGCGGCGAAUGCGUAGCAACUUUGCUCAGUUACUCGUGCCGAUCAUUUAUGAAAAACUGGAUUCCCAUCCUUCGGUACUGGCUUAUCCUGAUGUAAGGGGGAUGAAGGAUAAUUUAUACUUCUAUAAUCAUAAUGAAUUAGAAGAUUCUGAGGGCUUAGAAGAUAGCUGGAGUCACAAAAAUACAUUCGAGGCGAAAUGGUGUUUGGCGCUUGCGAGUUAUUUACGACAGAUGAAAUAUAAAGCUGAGGAAAUAACGGUACUGGCCACAUACACUGGACAGGCCACUCUUAUGAGAGACCUGAGCAAAAAAUAUGAUUUAUUGAAGGACGUCAAUAUCACCGUAGUCGAUAAUUACCAAGGCGAGGAGAACAGGAUAGUCAUAUUGUCUCUAGUAAGGAGUAACAGAGACGGCAAGAUUGGGUUUCUAAGUGCGGGAAACAGAAUUUGCGUGGCAAUGUCUCGAGCGAAAGAAGGUUUCUACAUUUUCGGUAACAUGGACGUGCUCCAAUCAGCGAGCUCGAUAUGGAGAUGUAUUGCUGAGAAAUUGAAGGCGCAAAACGCUAUAGGAAAAAUGAUUGUGCUGCGCUGUGAGACGCACAAACAAAAUACGUACAAAGUUGAAAAUCUCGAUGACUUCGAUAAUUGCUUUGCCCUGCGUGGAUCCUGUCUAAAAAGUUGUGGUUAA